Pyricularia grisea is the source of this 930-nucleotide messenger RNA. RefSeq lists its product as uncharacterized. The record is from RefSeq and is a predicted model, not a curated record. The transcript has 2 exons. Lineage: Eukaryota; Fungi; Ascomycota; Sordariomycetes; Magnaporthales; Pyriculariaceae. Bases 129 to 509 code for a protein of 126 amino acids. Gene Ontology annotation, biological process: mitochondrial electron transport, ubiquinol to cytochrome c.
GCAACCGCGGGAAUUGAAUUGCGAAAGAUUCCGUCCUGUAUUGAAUCGCCACAACGACCCGACGACAAAACAUCGCCGCACCGCAUCGAACCCCCCGAACGUGUCUAUCGAUCAAUCGUACUCCGAAAAUGUCGUAUCCUUCAGCAGCUCCCUUUAUUCUCAGGCGGCCGUGGCUCAAGAAGCUGCUCAUGCCCGUUGCUGAGUGGCACGCAAAUGCUGCUGGUUACCGUCAGAUGGGUCUCAGGGCCGAUGAUCUGAUCCCCGAGGAGAGCGAGACCGUCCAGGCUGCUAUCAAGCGCCUCGACCCCAAGGAGAACUACGACCGCAUUUUCAGGCUCCGUCGUGCCGCACAGCUCAGCUUAUCGCACCAAUUGCUACCCAAGAGCGAGUGGACUAAGCCAGAGCAGGACGUUCCGUACCUGCUCCCGAUUAUCAAGCGCGUCGAGGCCGAGCUUGCCGAGAAGGCCGCCCUCGAUGCCGCCGAGGUCCUUCCUAAGAGCGCUCACUAGAGCAUUGAUUCGACAGCGAGAGAGAGAAAAAAAGAACGGAAACCAUUUAAUUACGACCUUUGCGAUGGAGGAAGGCGCACCAUUACCAUUGAACGGUGGAGGAGGCGGGACUGUCUCAGCAAUGCCGUUAAUCCUUAACCUGGAGCAGUUUCAAGUUCUCCUGACGACUAGCUGAUCUGCUAGCCAUUAAAGAGAAUUUGGAUUGCUUGGUCAAAUACGCUGAUCCUAGCGUAACACAUUUUUUUAUAUCAGUGUUCCCUCUUGGUCUUCCAGACUGGGACUGUUUGAAUUUAGACGACUGGAAACGGUCAAGCAAAAGUCGCGUUACUUGUGGAAACCCUGUAUAUCAUACAUUAGACUAUCUACCUGCAAACUCGUAACUCCGCAGCAAUUUUCUGGUUCCAUGAAUGCUUGACUGUUG